AAAUCAUUAAAUUGGAUUGAAACAAGUUUCGUAUUAUCUUAUUGUGUUGAAAAUGAAAGGAAAAUUGAAUUAAUUUCUCAAUACAUUUGACUUGAGUUUCCAUUAAAACCCAGUGUUUAAGCUCCAGUUUUCAGCAAAGUCAUCUUCCUCAGUAGUUGCAUUCAAUUUAGAAGAAACAUGGAUGAUGUUGAAAAGGUUGAAGAUGUGAUGUUGCCUGGUUUUCGGUUUCAUCCCACAGAUGAAGAGCUUGUGGAGUUUUACCUCAAGAAUAAGAUUCAGCAGAAAUCUUUACCCAUUCAACUCAUCACCCAACUUGACAUUUACAAAUAUGAACCCUGGGAUCUUCCAAAGCUAGCAGCAUCAGGCGAGAAAGAGUGGUAUUUCUACUGCCCAAGAGACCGUAAAUACAGGAACAGUGCAAGGCCUAACAGGGUAACGAGAGGCGGAUUUUGGAAGGCCACUGGCACCGAUAGGCCUAUUUACUCUUCCGAUGCCACCAAAUGUAUUGGUUUAAAGAAAUCCCUUGUGUUUUAUCGAGGAAGAGCAGCGAAAGGGAUUAAAACUGAUUGGAUGAUGCAUGAAUUUCGACUACCUUCCCUCUCGGACAAAACCCUUUCUGCUAAUGAUUCGUGGGCUAUUUGUAAGAUAUUUAGAAAGACCAAUUGCAUGGCUCAAAGAGCUCUUUCCCAUACUUCCAUACCAUCUGAUAUACCCCACCAUUACGGCCCUUUCAAUCACUUCAAUGAAGUGCAACAUGCACAACAAUGGACAACUUCUCCAUUGCCUGUUCCCAACGGAGACCUUCACAAUAACUCCAUGUUUUUACAGUGCACGGUCGAUACUUCUUCCGUGGUAUUGAGCCCAGAUGCAACAAUGAUCGCUGAUGAUGUUAGGAACAACUCCGAGAGUAUAGAUUUCAAGGGGAAACAACAGAGUUUCAAUGGCUUCUCAAUCAGGUUGCCCCAAGAUAUGGAAGGCACGAGGAAUGAUGAUGGGGAUUGGAGGAGUAUUCCAUUAAUGGGAUUUCCAUUUAGCUUGUCGCCAAAUGUGCUGGAUUCGUGGAAGCCUAAUCUACCAUGGGAUACAUCUCUAUAUCCAACUGAGAUGUCCACUACAUAUUCAACCGACAGAUACCAUACAUAAAUAUACUUGCUUGUUAUUUUACUCUUCACUUCUCUUUUCUUUUGUAAAAUAUCUGCAUACUCUUCUCAACAUAUUGAAAUUUUUGAAAGGAAAAAUAAA
Gossypium raimondii (Peruvian cotton) is the source of this 1242-nucleotide messenger RNA. RefSeq names its product putative NAC domain-containing protein 94. The coding region runs from base 178 to 1143 and encodes 321 amino acids. Gene Ontology annotation, biological process: regulation of DNA-templated transcription. The record is from RefSeq and is a predicted model, not a curated record. Gene Ontology annotation, molecular function: DNA binding. NCBI's taxonomy places the organism in Eukaryota, Viridiplantae, Streptophyta, Magnoliopsida, Malvales, Malvaceae. The transcript has 3 exons.